CGCCGCUGCUACCAGUCCUAGCAGCAGCAGCUACCUUGGCAUACAUAUAAUAUUAUAAACCUCGAUGGAGAGGGCCACGUCGACGUGGUUCCAUGCGCAGGCGGCGGCGGCGGCGGCAGCGGAGGACGACCUAUUGCUGGCGUUGACGCCGGCGGGCAGAAGGCUAGACCGGUACGACGAGCGAACCCAGACGGUGUGCGUGGACGGCAAGACGGUGCGGCUGUUCCAGUGCCUCUUCUGCGACAAGACGUUCCUCAAGUCGCAGGCGCUCGGCGGCCACCAGAACGCGCACCGCAAGGACCGCCUCGCCGGAGUCCUCGGCGACCCCUACAACAACGACAGCCUGUUGGGAGGUGCCGCCACCGGGCCGUCCUGCGAUUCUGCUGCCGGCUGGUCCAUGUGCACUUACAUCGCCUCGCACGGCGGUGCCGCCGCGGUGGCUCCAGCCACCGAUGACUCCAGGCAAGAGAGGUGGGGAGGCGGCCGCGCUCCACGCUUCGCGGAGCCCGCGCCGCUACUGGACCCGUCCACUGGCCGCGACGGCGUGAUGGGCCGGUCAAGGGCCUCCGUCCCUAGCGGCGGCGGCGGCGGCGGCGAGGCGCUGGACCUCGAGCUGCACCUCUAGCUAUCUAGCGUCGCCGGGCCGGCUGCUGCCAUUCAUAUUGCACAGGUGUCGUCGACGAAAACAUCAAGGAACAAAUAUAAUCGUCUGUGUCGCCGAUCGAACUUGUAUCGACACGUCCGCUGCUCUUGGUACAUUUGUGUUCUUGCGUGAUAUUGUAGUCAGCCAGCUGGCAUUGUGGUUUCACCCGUUAAUAUUCAUCUCGUGAUAAAAUAAUUGUUAAUAUUCCUCGUUCAUCAAUCCGCAGUUCAUGUAAUAACGGCUCGACCGUAAUAAUAUCAGUGUACCUGUUGCUUCCCCGUUC
Molecule: messenger RNA, 926 nt
Organism: Aegilops tauschii subsp. strangulata
Lineage: Eukaryota; Viridiplantae; Streptophyta; Magnoliopsida; Poales; Poaceae
Molecular function (GO): DNA-binding transcription factor activity
Source: RefSeq, a predicted model, not a curated record